Penicillium paradoxum is the source of this 2268-nucleotide messenger RNA. RefSeq names its product Mcm10/DnaG-type zinc finger protein. Bases 1 to 2268 code for a protein of 755 amino acids. The transcript has a single exon. Lineage: Eukaryota; Fungi; Ascomycota; Eurotiomycetes; Eurotiales; Aspergillaceae. Gene Ontology annotation, cellular component: replication fork protection complex; nucleus. The record is from RefSeq and is a predicted model, not a curated record. Gene Ontology annotation, biological process: DNA replication; DNA replication initiation. Gene Ontology annotation, molecular function: DNA replication origin binding; single-stranded DNA binding.
AUGCAACGCAAUCGCGAGCACCCGACCUCGCCAUUAAAGCACGCAAACGCAACACCUGAUUUCCGAUCAAAAGCGAGCCAAAUUGUGGACGAAGAUGAGGCUGAUGAGGAGGACGAAGAAACAUUGCAGCUUCAAUUAGCCGAGAUCAAAGCGCGCCUGAAACUGAAGAAACUUCAGCAAAAGAAUCGCGCAAGGUCCAACUCGAAUCUGGACGAUGAAGAUGUCCAACCCGGUUCCGCCGUCAGCGCCCCACGAACAGAAGACCGCAGUCUAACACCGAGGAUUACCAGCGGCGCGAGACAACGAACGAGCAACGAGGAAAUACAAGUUCCGGCAUCGCCUACAAGGAGAGAAGUUCCUGCUGUGGACCCAAUAUCGCCAAGGAGAUAUGUGAUGGGCAUUGACAAGGGCUGGAAAGCGAGCGAUGUGUCAUUGAAGCGACCUCCUCGACCAAGUAGUCAAACAGGGUUUCGAAAUAGUGCUACACCGCGCUCCGACGUCUUCUCCUCACGCCCCCAGUCCUCACCUGCUAUGGGAGGGGCCAACCGAAUCAAAAGCUUCAGCGAGCGAAUGGCUGAAAGCAGAGUGGCUGAAAAGGCCCGGUUAGAUAGGGCAGAGAAGAUCCAGGCUAACCGCAGCUCUGCUUUCCAAAUCGACAAGUCAGAAAUCGAAGUCUUCAAGGCUGCAGCCGCGAAUGCAAGAGAUCCAUCCCCACCGUCAGGACGAGAGCGCCCUAUCCAAAGCUUCACCCGUGAGGAGAUUCUUCGGAAUAUGGAGCAUUACCGCCCAUCUGGUCUGCAGCGCAGUAAUACAACCCCAAAUAUUCGCCGCACUGAGGGUAUCAGUCACAAUGAGAGGCCAACUCAUUUACACAGACGGACUCAUACAUCCGAAGACGAACCAGGAUCCUCACAAAUAUCAGGCCAGACAGAUGAUCCUUUAAUCAAGCCUCCGGACUCUUCGAAAUUCGAAUCAUACUCGUCGCUCCAUCUAUCGACUCGGGUUCUUCCGCAUUCUUUCUUGAACCGCACACUUGCAGAUAAGAGAGUUCUCCGCAUCCCUGAUUUACUCAAAACGGUCAAGGGGCCUGCAUUUGAGCUUCCAGAGGACAUUGAUGGGGAUUUUGUUGUCUUUGGAAUUGUUGCAUCCAAGUCCGAUCCCCGGGACAAAAAGUCUACGGGGAACGUAACUGUCAAGGAAACAAAUCCUUAUGACGAUGGGCUAAACAAUACGAACAGAUACAUGGCCAUUACUCUGACUGAUCUUAAAUGGACCAUUGACCUUUUCCUUUUCGACACUGCUUUCCCCCGUUACUACAAAAUCUCGGAAGGAACCCUCAUCGCAAUCUUGAAUCCUACAAUCAUGCCUCCCCCGAAACACAAGCUGGACACGAACAGGUUCAGCCUGUCCCUAUCUUCAUCAGAUGAUAAAGUCCUUGAGAUCGGCAAAGCCCGGGAUAUUGGGUUCUGCAAGUCUAUGAGAAAAGACGGAAAGAUCUGUCAAUCCUGGGUAGAUGGUCGAAAGACCGAGUUCUGUGAUUUCCACGUUGACAUUCAGGUCCGACGCACUCAGGGCAAACGUUCAGGAGUUAACGCCAAUACUGGGAUGGUUGGUCCUGGUGGUGCCUCUGGAUCGCGCCUUGGACUCUUCAACGAAGGAAAGAAGCGGGGCGAUGGUUAUAAAAAAGGCCUGAAACACGAAGGUCCACAAUAUCAUUUGGGGUCCCAAUCGUUAUACUACGUAGCGCCUUCCAGAAAUCGCGGCGCUGGUCGUUUUGGCAAUAACGUCAUCGGGGACGCAGAAGAUCCUUUCAUUGCCUCGGGUAUGAUGGGUCGCGGCACGGAGAACAAGGAGGAGCGAAUGCGCAGACGUCUUGCAGCUCAACAGCAAGAGCGUGAUAUCACCCAAAAACUGGCCGCCGGCCGUAUCGGCGGUGUGGGCGCCGAGUAUCUUCGCACGAGGACUGCAAACGAGACUCCGAACAAGGAGAAGACACCGGGUACCCCAGCAAGGCCCAUAAGUCCCACAGCAACCGCUGGGAUAGACUUGUCCACUUUUGGCAAAGCCAACAAUGUCCGCUUAAGCCCAAUGAAGCGUGCUCAUGACAAGCCCCACGGCAGCGGAGUCAAAAAGACACGUUUUCUUACUUCAAAGGGAAUCAGGGAAGCUGGUCGCGAGAGCCUGGGUGCACCAGCCGAGUCUACACCUAGUGGGAGACGGGCACUUUUGGAUGAUGAUGACGACGACGAUGAUUUGGAGUUCAUUUGA